AUGCGCGGCAUCGUGAGGAGCGGACCACAAAAAUUUGAGGUGGUGUCCACCCUCAAUGUGCAGCACGACUGUCACACUGGAGGGUGUGAGGUGUCAGCCACCGGGCGUGUUCGUGUCGAGCGGCAGGAAUCCAAAGAAAACCACGCCACUGUGGUACACAAAAAUGCAAAAUUUUUUGUGGUCAAUUCUGGCGAGUUGCCCAGGAAUCAGGAACUCGUGAGCUGGGUGGAUCUGCCGAGUGGGGAGGAAGACAUCCAAGAUGUCAUCCCAGGGUUGGAGGAUGGGCUUGCGGCCUGGGUCCGGGCCGGAGGAGCGCUUGACGACGAGGACGAAGAUUCUGAUCCCAGUGUGGGUCCCACGGACUCGGAAAGUGUUUGA
Molecule: messenger RNA, 378 nt
Organism: Puccinia triticina
Lineage: Eukaryota; Fungi; Basidiomycota; Pucciniomycetes; Pucciniales; Pucciniaceae
Exons: 2
Coding region: 1-378 (125 amino acids)
Source: RefSeq, a predicted model, not a curated record